AUGGAAUACAUUUAUCAUUUUACAAAUAUUAUUCGAAAUACAACACAAAAUUUAUUCUAUAAAGCAACUAGUGUCCUUCAACGUAGUAAUCCAAAUAGUCAAUCGGACUAUGCCGAAUUAAUUGAAGAUGAUGAUGGAAGAGAACAUCGACGUAUAAAAACAAUUCCUGCAACAUCAUCAAAAUAUGGUUCAUAUAUUCCAUCUCGUUUUCAAUUUAUUAAUUCAAUUAAAACAAUGCCUGUACGAUAUCAAACAGCAUUUCUUAGUUCAUUAGGUUUUCUUAUAUCAUUUGGUAUUCGUUGUAAUAUGGGUGUUAGUGUUGUUGCUAUGACACAUAAUGAAACAGAAAAACUUCCUAAUGGAACAAUUAAACUUAUUAAAUUAGCUCAAUUUGAUUGGACACCAGGAAUAAUUGGUAUUGUUGAUAGUUCUUUUUUUUGGGGUUAUCUUAUCACUCAGGUACCCGGUGGAUAUUUAGCAGCUAAAUUUCCUGCUAAUCAUGUAUUUGGAUUUGCACUUGGUAUAUCAUCAUUUUUGAAUUUAUUUAUUCCAUUUGCAGCUAAAAUUCAUUAUGGUGUAGUUAUGAUUCUUCGAAUUCUUCAAGGACUUGUUGAAGGUGUUACUUAUCCAGCAGCACAUGGUAUUUGGAGAUGGUGGGCACCACCUUUAGAACGAAGCACAUUGGCAACAAUAUCAUUCACUGGAUCAUAUGCAGGUGCUGUUCUUGGAAUUCCAUUAUCUGGAAUUCUUACCGAAUAUUUUAAUUGGCAAAUUGCAUUUUAUUUUUAUGGUGUCGUUGGAAUGAUUUGGUCAGUAUAUUGGUGGUAUUUUUCAUAUGAACGACCAGCUAUUCAUCCAAAAAUUACUGAAGAUGAACGUGUUUAUAUUGAAGAAAGUAUUGGAGAAGCUAGUUCAAUUUCUAAUAAGACAUGGAUAAAACCUCCGUGGCGUUGUUUUUUUACAUCAAAACCAGUAUGGGCAAUAAUAGUGGCUAAUUUUUGUCGUUCAUGGUCAUUUUAUUUAUUAAUUAAUUCUCAAGCUGAAUAUUUUCGAGAAGCACUUGAUUAUAAUGUUGGAAAGGAUCCAUUAUUGGCUGCUUUACCUCAUUUAACAAUGUCAUGUAUUGUACCAUUUGCUGGUAAAUUAGCUGAUUAUUUACGUACAAAUUAUUUAUCGACAACAGUUGUUCGAAAAAUAAUGAAUUGUGGUGGUUUUGGAUUGGAAGCUGUUUUUCUUUUACUUGUUGCUUAUGCAAAAAAUCCUCGAUUAGCUAUUGGAGCAUUGACAAUUGCUGUAGGAUUUAGUGGAUUUGCAAUAUCAGGAUUUAAUGUAAAUCAUCUUGAUAUAGCUCCACGUUAUGCAAGUAUUCUUAUGGGUAUUUCAAAUGGAGUUGGAACAUUGGCUGGAAUGUUAUGUCCUGUUGCUGUUGAAUUUUUAACUAAAAAAGGAAAACGUGAAGAAUGGGCACAUGUAUUUCUAAUUGCUUCAUUAAUACAUUUUGGUGGAGUUAUAUUUUAUGGUUUAUUUGCAUCUGGUGAAAAACAACCCUGGGCAGAACCAUCACCAACAAAUGAUAACAUAUCAAAUGAAACAUAUAAACAAGAUGGUGAACAAAUAGCAUCCUAUGGAUCAACAGUAACAGAUGGCAGUGGUUUUGGUUAUCAAACAACUGAUCCAUAUGAUGUUAUGCCUAAUGGAAAUUCUCCAAAUCGAACAAAUCAACAAACAAAAUUUGUUCCAAUAACAAUUGAAAAUCCAAUGUAUAAAAAUUAUCAUUAA
Rotaria sordida is the source of this 1779-nucleotide messenger RNA. The record is from the annotation of a GenBank genome assembly. Lineage: Eukaryota; Metazoa; Rotifera; Eurotatoria; Philodinida; Philodinidae.